AUGUGGCAGGCCCUGCAGGACCUCUACACUCUCUGCGUGCAAGAUUUCACCGUCCUGUACCUCCCGAAGUCCCGCCCCGUCGACGGUACCUGUCCCGUCAAGUGCUGCCAGCUUCGAAUGGACAGCCUGCCUAAACAGCAGCGUAAUCAACAUAUCCAAAAUUGUGUGCGUUGGGAGAUGGCACACCGCCUCGGCCGCCUCCAGUCAGACAUCCAUUACUGCUAUCAGUGUUUCGAGUGGGUCAUCGGAGAAAAGUGGGAGCCGCAUUGUCAAGAACACCUCGCAGCGCCGACAUCUAAGCGAUGUGGAACCGUCACCUACUGCCACACGUUGGUACGGCCGGGCUAUUGUCCAUUGUGUCCCGGUGAGCCCGGGUUGCUCGCGUCCCAGCAACUCAAACCCUGGUCCCGAGAUCAUAAAUUGUGGUGCCACAUCGAUGACAAGCACCUUGUAGAUCGCCGUUGGCCCCUGGUAUGUCGCCUGUGCGACGUACCCCUCAAAGACGCGGAGGCAUUUCAAAGUCAUUUCGCCGACGAACACGGGCUCAGCCGUACCCGUCCCGUGAAACCAGCCAUAUCGGCGGCCCUCGACUCGCACGAUGAGAAGAUGCCGCUCGACAAAGAGGCGCCGGGUGCCGGUCAAAGUCGCAAGCGCAAAUCCUCGACCGAUACUAAACCUUUCGAGUGGAUGCCGCCCCAGGCCUUCGACGGCGCAUCUACGUCUCCAGGGGAUCCAUCGCUACACCGUCCUCAAAAACGACCACGCUAUAGCCCCCCAGCUAUCCGCCCCUCGAUUUUGUCCGUAGAUGAGGACUACUCUCGUUCUCGGUCCGUCCACCACAACGCGGACUCGGUCAUGCUUGCUCCCUGUUAUACACCGAGCACCGAGGAUGACGAGCCAUGUACUGACCUCGAUUUUGAUCUAUUGCUAUCCCGUCGCACAACCCUCGGCGACGCGAUCGACCCCGUGCCGGGAGACAUUGAUGACGACAUCAUGUUUGAUCAGUAUUUACGCGUACCUUCGCCCUCGCCCUCGCCCUCGCCCUCGCCCUCGCCUUCCGCGCCAACUUCAGCGGAUGACGCUGCAAGUAAAUUGAGCGGCACAACGUUGGUUAAUACUGUACGCUACCAGCGUAGUGGCAGCGGAGAGCCGUCUAGAGAGUCAUCCGCGGAGCUCUCCAGACUGGAACUCCGAAUUCCAGAUCCGGGACACGCGCCAGAGAAAGGGGAGGCUGCAUAUCAAAAAGACAUUAACCAAUUGAAUGGCGGCACGCGUAUUCGAUUGCGAGUCAGUCAGCCAAGAAUCACGCUCCGCCUUAAACCGCCGGCUACGGCGAGGGGGAAGAAGGGUAUUGAAGACCGAGAAGGCAAGGAAGGGAAAGAGAUGAAGUCGAAGUGUAAGCACCACGCUGGCUGGUCCGCUCCCCAGGCGAUCGGAAUAUCUUAG
Molecule: messenger RNA, 1446 nt
Organism: Fonsecaea monophora
Lineage: Eukaryota; Fungi; Ascomycota; Eurotiomycetes; Chaetothyriales; Herpotrichiellaceae
Exons: 4
Coding region: 1-1446 (481 amino acids)
Source: RefSeq, a predicted model, not a curated record